Cololabis saira (Pacific saury) is the source of this 6821-nucleotide messenger RNA. RefSeq names its product plexin b1a (gene plxnb1a). The transcript has 38 exons. Gene Ontology annotation, cellular component: semaphorin receptor complex. Gene Ontology annotation, biological process: regulation of cell migration; negative regulation of cell adhesion; axon extension. NCBI's taxonomy places the organism in Eukaryota, Metazoa, Chordata, Actinopteri, Beloniformes, Belonidae. Gene Ontology annotation, molecular function: protein binding; semaphorin receptor activity. Bases 366 to 6125 code for a protein of 1919 amino acids. The record is from RefSeq and is a predicted model, not a curated record.
CCACGGAGCUCUCAGGCAGAAGCGCAAGAGCCGCCGGUGGAUAAACACAUGCGUCUGGACCUGGAGCCGGUCCGUGCGAGUUCCCUCUUCACCUCCACAGUUUUUAACCUUUUUUUAAUUAGUUUUUAUUCCCUAUCAACGUGCGCGUGCAUGUGGACGGUGCACGCGCCUGGAUGUGAGUGUUUUUCCUGAUGAUAAGCUGAUUCUCCAGAAAAGAAAACGCACCUCACAGAUGGAGAGAUGAGGACCGGGAUAUGAUUCCAGGUGACACGGCAGCGGAAGUCAGCGGUUAAACGGAGAACAUAAAUGGUGAGACGUCGUCCUCAGAAGUCCGUGUGAAGGCUGCCUUUCCUUCAGUGUUUGCCAUGCUACAUGGGAAGGCUCUGAACUCCUCGCUGGUCGUCCUCCUCACCGCCUCCGUCGUCGCUGCCGUCCGCGGCCGCUCCUACCCUCGCUUUUCCCGCAAUGACACGGACCUGCAGCACCUGGUGCUGCACCCGGACCCCUCGGUGGGGACGGUGUACGUGGGGGCCCGGGACCACCUCUUCCAGCUGGACGGGUCGGACGGCCUCCGCCUGGAGCAGGAGGAGGCCACCGGCCCCGUGAGGGACAGCAAGGACUGCCUCCCUCCGGUCACGGAGGCCAACUGUCCCCAGGCCCGGACCACCAGCAACCACAACAAGCUCCUGCUGGUGGACCCGCGGGCGCGGCAGCUCAUCACCUGCGGCAGCGUCCACCAGGGCACCUGCCAGAAACGCAGCCUGGAAUCCAUCAAGACGGUCCUGUUCUCCACCGAGAGGCCCGUGGACACCCAGUACGUCGCGGCCAACGACCCGGCAGUGUCCACCGUGGGGCUGGUGGUGGAGCUUCCUGGGGGGGCCAGGACGGUGAUGUACGUGGGUCGGGGCUACACCGCCAGCCACCCGCCCAUCUCCACCCGCCACCUCUCCUCAGAGCCCGUCUUCUCCUACGAGGAGACGGCCAAGCUAGCCGUGGCCGGACGUCUGUCGGAGUACGACCAUCACUUCGUCACGGCGUUCACGCGGCGCUCCUACGUUUACUUCCUGUUUUACCGCCGUGACAUCAAGUCUGUGUCGAGGGAGUACAAGACCUACGCUGCUCGGGUGUGUCUGGAGGACACCUCCUACUACUCCUACGUGGAAAUCCCUCUGGUCUGCAAAUCCACGGCCUUUCCUUCCAGGAACUACAACCUCCUUCAGGCCGCGCAGGUGGGGCAGGGUGCGGGCCUGCCGGGCGAGGACCUGCUGGGCGUCUUCUCCGCCCUCUCCGGCUCCACAAACACCAUGGACUCGUCGGCGCUGUGCGUCUUCCCGCUGGACGAGCUGGACCGGCGCAUCAACUCCACCCGCGACCGCUGCUACACCCAGGACGGGCGGGUGGAGGGCGGAGGGGAGGUGGCCUACAUCGAGUACGAGGUCAAGUCCAGCUGCGCCAACCUGCCCUUGAACACCCUGAAGGCGUACCCGUGCGGCUCGGACCACACCCCCAGCCCCAUGGCCAGCCGGGCGCCGCUGGAGGCCGACGCCGCCUGGCUCACGUCCGGCUCCCGCCUCACCGCCGUGGCCGUCAGCGUCCGGGACGGGCACAGCAUCGCCUUCCUGGGAGACUCCAGAGGAGCCCUGCACAAGGUGUACCUGGGCCGGGACGGCGCCGUGGAGGUGUACGACCACCUGACCGUUCACCCUGACUCCCCCAUCAGCAGCGACCUGCUGCUGGACCCACGUGGAUCCCACAUCUACAUCAUGACCAGAACCGCCGUAGAGAAGCGCCCGGUGGCGGAGUGUGGCGACCACUCCGACUGCCAGUCCUGCCUGUCUGCCAGGGACCCGUACUGCGGCUGGUGUGUCCUGGAGGGACGGUGCGGCCAGCAGUGGGAGUGCCAGCGGGGGGCGGCGCAGGGCCAGUGGCUGUGGAGCUUCAACCGGACGCAGCAGUGCCUCGCCGUGCAGCACCUCAGCCGCUACAACAUCAGCCGCGGCCAGAAGACCGACAUCGCGGUGUCGGUGGAAGGCCUCCCCGGCCUCGGGGGAGGGGAGGCGUACUCCUGCUUCUUCCAGGACACGGAGACCCCUGCCUUGCUCACCACCAGCGGCGUGAUUUGCUCCACCCCAGACGCCAGCAGUCUGCCGCCCAUUGGCGUCGGAGAUGAGUUCGUGAUGGUGACGUUGUCGCUGCGCUUCGUCAACGUGACCGUGGCGGAGACGGAGUUCACCUUCUACAACUGCAGCCUGGUCCAGGAGCUCUCUGGACGCCGGCCGUGCCAGGGGUGUGUCAGCAGCCGCUGGGGCUGCAACUGGUGCCUCCAUCAACACGUCUGCACACAUGAACGCUCCUGCAGCCGCGGAGUCACCGUCUACAACCAGCACGUGAGUCACCGCCGCGACUGGGGCUCUAUCGACUGCCCGUGUGUGGACGAGGUCCGGGACUCGGCCCUGCUGCCCGUCGACGUGGAGAGGAAGAUCACGCUAGUGGGACAACACCUCCACCUGUUCCAGGACCAGGACCUGGACUACGAGUGUGUGCUGGACAUCGAGGGCCGGUCGGUGGUGGUGGAGGCCUCGGUGGAGCCGGACGUCGGCCGGCCAUCCGUCUUUCUUAUCACCUGUCGGCCGUAUAAGUUCGUUUACUCCCUCUCCAUGGACGAGUAUCCGGCCACCAUCAACGUGAGGCGCAAGAACCACUUCCUCAUCGACAGCGCCGAGGAUCUUUACGUGACCCUCUUCAACUGCUCGGUGGGUCGGUCCGACUGCAGCCGCUGCCGGACGGCCGACCCCAAGUACGGCUGUGUCUGGUGCGGAGGCGCCGCCGGCUCCCGCUGCGUCUACCGAGACUCCUGCAGCGACGAGAUCAAACACUCCUGCCCCGCCCCCGUCAUCCACCGCGUGGACCCGGUAUCUGGGCCCAUAGAGGGGGGGACGGUGGUCACAAUCUCAGGAUCCAACCUGGGCCAGAGAGCUGAGGACAUCCAGAGCUCGGUGUCCGUCGCUGGAGUUCCCUGCAACGUCAUCCACAGCAGAUACGAGGUCUCCUCAAGGAUAGUGUGUGAGACGACGAGCAGCGGCGGAGAGAAGAGCGGCCACGCCUCCGUGAAGGUGAAGGGCGGAGGCGUCGGGCUGUCGCGGCAGAACUUCAGCUUCCAGGACCCCAAGCUCAGCAGCAUCUUCCCCCACCGAGGCCCGAAGGCCGGCGGCUCGUCUCUCACCAUCCGGGGCCGGAGGCUGAGGACCGGACAUCCCAGCGAGGUCGCCGUGCUGGUCGGGGGGCUGCACUGCCUCGUGCUGAACAUCCAGGAGGAUCAGAUCAACUGUCUGACCAGAGGCAGCAACAGAACGGGGCAACACAACAUCACGGUGCGCUUCGGUGGAGCAGAGCGCCAUCUGCAGGGCUCCAUGUACCGCUACACCCCCAACCCCAACAUCACCGCCGCCGCUCCGGCCAAAAGCUUUCUGAGCGGCGGCAGAAUCAUCCGGGUUUCCGGCCACAACCUGGACGUGGUCCAGGAGCCCAAGAUGCGUGUGACCCUGAGCCCCCCCGACGCGCUGCCCCCCCGCCGGAGGAGGAGCCUCCGCAGGAAGAAGGAGGGGCGUCUGAGCGGCGCCCAGAAGCGGUGGCGGCGCAUCGUUCCCAGCUGCCCCGGCGGAGCGCUGUGCCACGUCCGACACUACGAGUCGCUCUGCGCCGUCAACAGCUCCGCCCUCAUCCUGUGCCCGACGCCGGCCGUGGGCCCGGAGGCCGGCGGCGCCGCCGUCAGGGUCCACUUCCUGCUGGACAGCCUGCACUUCGACUUCAACGCCGUGAGCAGAGUGGCCUUCAGCUACGAGCCCAACCCGGAGCUGUUCGGGCUGAACCGCAACGACCCCAGCAAGCCGUACCACCACAAGCCGGGCAGCAUCAUCUCCGUGGAGGGGGAGCACCUGGACCUGGCCGUCAGCAAGCACGAGGUGGAGGCCCGGAUCGGCGGGGGGCGCUGCCUGGUCAAGACUCUGACCCGCAACCACCUGUACUGCGAGCCCCCGGCCCAGCAGCCCUCCGUCACGGCCGGCCGGAAGCAGGACGGCGUGGACGGCCUGCCCGAGUUCACCGUGAAAAUAGGAAACCUGAACUUCUCGCUGGGCCGAGUGCAGUACGACGUCCAGGCGCAGUCCACGUUCCCCCUGGAGGCCCAGGUGGGGGUCGGCGUGGGCGCCUCCAUCGUGGCGCUCAUCGUGCUCAUCAUCGUGCUCAUAUACAGGAGGAAGAGCAAACAGGCCAUGAGGGACUACAAGAAGGUCCAGAUCCAGCUGGAGAACCUGGAGACCAGCGUCAGGGACCGCUGCAAGAAGGAGUUCACAGACCUGAUGACGGAGAUGAUGGACAUGUCCAGCGACCUGGUGGGCUCGGGGAUCCCCUUCCUGGACUACCGGGCCUAUGCCGAGCGCAUCUUCUUCCCGGGCCACCAGGAGUCGCCGCUGAGGCGCGACCUGGACGUCCCCGAGAGCCGACGGCAGACGGUGGAGACGGGCCUGGUGCAGCUGUCCAACCUGCUCAACAGCAAGCUGUUCCUCACCAAGUUCAUCCACACGCUGGAGGUCCAGCGGACCUUCUCUCCCCGGGACCGGGCCUACGUGGCCUCGCUGCUGACGGUGGCGCUGCACGGCAAGCUGGAGUACUUCACGGACAUCCUGAAGACGCUGCUCAACGACCUGGUGGACCAGUACGUGGCCAAGAACCCCAAGCUGAUGCUGCGGAGAACCGAGUCGGUGGUGGAGAAGCUCCUGACCAACUGGAUGUCCAUCUGUCUCUUCACCUUCUUGAGGGAGUCGGCCGGCGAGUCCUUCUACAUGCUGUUCCGGGCCAUCAAGCACCAGGUGGACAAAGGCCCGGUGGACGCCGUGACGGGGAAGGCCAAGUACACGCUGAACGACAACCGGCUGCUGCGGGAGGACGUGGAGUACCGGACGCUGACCCUCAACGUGGCGGCGCCGGCGGCCGGUGGGAACACGGCUGCCCAGACGGUACCGGCCAAGGUUCUGGACUGUGACACCAUCACCCAGGUGAAGGAGAAGGUCCUGGAACAAACCUGGAAGGGAACCUCCUUCUCCCAGCGGCCGCACAUCGACUCCGUGCAUCUGGAGUGGCGGGCCGGAGUUGCGGGUCACCUGAUCCUGUCGGACGAGGACCUGACGUCGGUGGUUCAAGGAUCCUGGAAACGGCUCAACACCCUGCAGCACUACAAGGUCCCUGACGGAGCUACGGUGGCCCUGGUUCCCCGGAGCAACAAGCACCACCUGCACGACAGCCAUGACUACAUGCCCGGAGAGAAGACCCCCAUGCUGGACGACGGGGAGGAAGGAGGCGUCCGGCUCUGGCACCUGGUGAAGGCCAGCGAGGAGUCGGAGCUCCCCAAACACCGGAGGGGCAGCGUGAGGGAGCGGGGCGGCGAGCGAGCCAAAGCCAUCCCCGAGAUCUACCUCACCCGCCUGCUCUCCAUGAAGGGAACGCUGCAGAAGUUCGUGGACGACCUGUUCACGGCCAUCCUCAGCACCAGCCGGCCAGUUCCUCUGGCCGUCAAGUACUUCUUCGACCUGCUGGACGAGCAGGCGCUGCAGCACGGCAUCGCCGACCCGGAGACCAUCCACAUCUGGAAGACCAACAGUUUGCCGCUGCGGUUCUGGAUCAACAUCCUGAAGAACCCGCAGUUCAUCUUCGACGUGCAGACGUCGGACCACGUGGACGCCGUGCUGUCCGUCAUCGCCCAGACCUUCAUGGACUCCUGCACCAUCGCCGACCACAAGCUUGGACGGGACUCGCCCAUCAACAAGCUGCUGUACGCCCGAGACAUCCCUCGCUACAAGCAGAUGGUGGAGAGGUACUACGCAGACAUCCGGCAGACCAUCUCGGCCAGCGACCAGGAGAUGAACUCGGCGCUGGCUGAACUCUCCCGCAACUACGCGGCGGAGGUCAACUGUCUGGUGGCUCUACAUGAGCUGUACAAGUACAUCAACAAGUACUACGACCAGAUCAUCACGGCGCUGGAGGAAGACUCCACGGCCCAGAAGAUGCAGCUCGGCUACCGGCUGCAGCAGAUCGCCGCCGCCGUAGAGAACAAGGUGACGGACCUAUGACCCGGAAACCGGACCUGAGGUUUCCCUCCGUCCUCCGAGGAAAAGAGAGAUUGUUCUGAAAACUGAGAAAAAAGGGGACGGAGGAGGAAAGACUCACCGGUCCUCACCGGACCUCACUGGACCCCGGAGGGGCCGCGUAAAGAGAAAACGCGUAAAACACUCCCACCAGACGCUUGAAGAGAGUUCAUUUUCCCUUUUACGUCUUCCGGACGGGCCGAGCAGAACUUUCUGCCGGCCCUGCCGGUUCGGACCUGAAGACUCGUGGAUGCGGAUCCAAGUCCACUUUUAUCUUCUCCACAGCAACCUGACAAGUCUUACUGUCCCACUUCGGUACUUUCCAGCGGUUCUUUUGUGUUUGGCUUGUGACCCGGAAACGGCGGUUCUGCAGAACCCGUGUGGGUCCGUGUGACGGGCCCACACGGGGCCCCGUUUAUGUCUCAGACUGACCCCAGGUGCAGAUGUGCAGGCGGACCGGGUCGGAGCCUUUUGUAGUGACCACGAGUGUUGUGACUUUUAUUUUGAAAUUUUUUAUUUUGAAAAGUCAUUUUUACGAAGAGGCUCCUUCAGAAAACGUAGAAUUUGAUCCGUCCUUUUUAAAACAAUAUUACGGUGAUACUCGGCCCGGUCAGUCAGAAUUAUUCUGGUUCGUCUGGAUCGGGCUUUGAUUUCCAGGAGGGGGGCAGUAUCGACGAAUGA